UUCAUGUUCCUCUGCUUCACGUUGAUUCACGUUUGAUUGAUUCACUGGGCCGCAUCUUCCGGAUUGUGAUUUUUGACCGGAUUGCCUGACUGCCUGACUGCCUGACCCACUGACCCACUGACCCAUUGGAUCGGCCCCCUGGCGGGACUUGGAUUCGGGCCGGUUGGAACUGACUGGGAUUGUUGGGAUUGUUGGGAUUUGGGAGGCUGCCAGCUAGAGUGUCCGUCAGCUCAGUCGUCCGCUUUCUUCUGGGGGCCAGCAGCAUGUCGCCCACCACGCCCGCGGGUGCCGACGUCCUACCCGGCGAUGAGGUGGCGGGUGCGGAUGCCCCCGGCUCGCGCGUGGACCAGGUCAUCAUUUUAGAUUGCGGUUCGCAGUUCGGCAAGGUCAUCGACCGCAAAUGUCGCGAGCUUCAGGUGCAAACCGUGGUGGCGCCCCUGGAAACCACGUCGGCUUAUCACAUUAAGGAAGCCGGUUAUCGCGCCAUUAUCGUGUCCGGAGGACCAAAAUCCGUGUACGCGGCCGAUGCACCUCGCUACGAUCCCGACCUGUUCCGGAUUGAUUUGCCCGUUCUCGGGAUCUGUUAUGGGAUGCAAAUGAUCAACAAGGAGUUUGGAGGCACUGUCUUAAAGAAAGAUAUUCGAGAGGAUGGCCAGACCGAUAUAGAGAUCGAUUCCAAAUGUUCUCUGUUCAAGGGACUGGAUAAGAAGCAAAAUGUAUUGCUCACGCAUGGAGACAGUUUGGAUAGGGUGGCUGAGAACUACAAGACCAUCGCCACGUCUGGAUCUCUGAUUGCUGCUAUUGCCAACGAGAAGAACAAGAUUUUCGGGGUGCAGUUUCAUCCCGAGGUGGAUUUGACUGACAAUGGCCGAGCAAUGCUGAAGAAUUUCUUGUACGAUGUUUGUGGAUUAAGUGGCAAUUUCACCAUCCAAGAUCGUAAAGAGAAAUGCAUUCAGUACAUCAAAAACAAAGUUGGGCCGCAUAAAGUUUUGAUGUUACUGUCGGGUGGCGUGGACUCGACGGUUUGCGCAGCGUUACUGAAUGAGGCCUUGAAUAAAGACCAAGUGAUUGCCAUCCAUAUCGACAACGGUUUUAUGAGGAAAGGCGAGUCGGAGCAAGUCAAGGAAUCGUUGGAAAAGAUUGGUUUGCCUGUCAUGGUCGAGCAAGCCAGUCUCCGAUUUCUGGACGGUGACACUACGAUUCAGGAGAAAACUGCCGAUGGUUUGGCCACCACACGGAAGACUGAUUUACUAUGCUUUGAGACCGAUCCCGAGAUCAAGCGUCGCAUCAUUGGCGAUACCUUCAUGGAAGUGGCCAAAAAGGUGAUUGCUCGAUUGAACUUGAAAAGCUCCGAGGUGUUCUUAGGCCAGGGCACUCUUCGUCCGGAUCUCAUUGAAUCCGCCUCUGGCUUGGCCUCAGAGAAGGCCGAUCUCAUCAAGACCCAUCACAACGACACGGAUUUGGUGAGGAAGCUUCGUAAUGAGGGCCGUGUGGUCGAACCUCUCACGGAGUUCCACAAGGAUGAGGUUCGAAUCUUGGGCGAGCAACUGGGACUACCCUCUGAAUUGGUUCAUCGGCAUCCUUUCCCUGGUCCUGGCCUCGCCAUUCGAAUCAUUUGUCAAAAAGAACCUCACAUGGAGAAGGACUUCUCUGAAACUCAGGUGCUUUGCAAACUGGUGGUCAAUUAUGGAGAGCUUGUGGAGAAGGAACAUGCUCUCCUUAAUCGAGUGGACAGCAUCACCACCAUUGAGGAACGUGCCAAGUUGGGCGAAAUCUCCAAGAAGCAAAAAUACCUCUCCACACUUCUACCCAUUCGAACCGUGGGUGUGCAAGGUGACGGUCGGACGUACAGCUAUGCCGUGGGUCUCUCGUCCGAGAAGGAGCCCGUGUGGGAGGAUUUGCUCUAUUUUGCGCGUAUCAUUCUGCGUCUGUGUCACAAUGUCAACCGUAUUUGCUACGUUUUCGGCGGACCCGUGGAACACCCCGUCACGGAUAUCACGCCGACAACGCUGACCAACCAUGUGAUUGGGACGCUUCGUCUCGUGGAUUACUUGGCCAACCAGACUCUCUUCAUGAAUCAGGCUGCUAACAAAGUUAGUCAAAUGCCUCUGGUCCUCAUUCCCGUUCAUUUUGACCGGUCAGUGAUCGAACGGACAACUUCCUUCCAAAGGUCGGUGGUGAUUCGCACUUUCAAGACCCAUGAUUUCAUGACCGGGGUGCCCGCGAUCCCGGGCAAGGAUUUGCCUCAAGAGGUGGUCAACAAGAUGGUGGCCGAGAUCCUCACGGUGCCCGGAAUAUCUCGUGUUCUCUACGAUUUGACUUCCAAGCCACCAGGCACCACUGAAUGGGAAUAGAGUCAUUGAUCAUUCAUUCACCCUCUGUCGCAUUUUUGGACGUUAAUUAGUAAAUAUAUCUCGACAUGACCAUCCAAAUGACAUUAAAAAAAAUGAAGCUCUGA
This is a messenger RNA of Tigriopus californicus, 2458 nucleotides long. It is a transcript of the gene bur, whose product is annotated as GMP synthase [glutamine-hydrolyzing]-like. The record is from RefSeq and is a predicted model, not a curated record. The transcript has 12 exons. The coding region runs from base 264 to 2354 and encodes 696 amino acids. Gene Ontology annotation, molecular function: GMP synthase activity; GMP synthase (glutamine-hydrolyzing) activity; ATP binding. Gene Ontology annotation, cellular component: cytosol. Gene Ontology annotation, biological process: GMP biosynthetic process. NCBI's taxonomy places the organism in Eukaryota, Metazoa, Arthropoda, Copepoda, Harpacticoida, Harpacticidae.